Molecule: messenger RNA, 4453 nt
Organism: Misgurnus anguillicaudatus (oriental weatherfish)
Lineage: Eukaryota; Metazoa; Chordata; Actinopteri; Cypriniformes; Cobitidae
Source: RefSeq, a predicted model, not a curated record
GUGCUUUGAGGUGGACGUACAUUUGGUGCACUGCGCCUUUAAGAAGCAGCGCUUCUCUGAUUGGUUCUCCUAUGUUCAUGCCCUCUUCCUCAUCUGAAGUUACAGUCAGUGCUGUCCUGAUCUUUAGACAAGUGGCUUAGGUACAGAACAUUAGUUUGUCUUGCGCCAAAUACAUUGAGAAAAUGGCUGAGGACAUUCCAGACCUUCCCAGUGGUCCAUUGGACAUCUAUAGGAAGAAAGCAUCAUUCAACUGGAAGGAUAUGAUGCGGUUUCUAGACGGCGACGAAAUCAUUGCAUUCAAGCAACACGUGUUCACGACUCUGGAAAAUGACCCACUGUUUGCCCGGCAGCCGGGUGAGGAUAUUCCUCUGGAGCAGAUGAGAGAGAUCACUUUCCGUCGCUGUAAACAGUUAUUUAAAUACAAGUUUCUGACACAAGAUGAAAUCAUGCAGAACCCCUUCAAGUUGACAACAUUGAAUGACUGCCUGGGAAUGUACGACUGGUCUUUAGGAGCAAAGUAUAACCUUAACAGAGGGCUGUAUGGAGCCACAGUGGCGAACACGGGAUCUAGUAGGCACAAGAAAUUUGUGCAGGACAUUGAGAAUAUGAUGGCAUUUGGCUGCUUUGCAUUGACAGAGCUAAGCCAUGGUAGCAACACACGAGCAAUGAGGACAACAGCUACAUAUGAUCCCAGCACUCAGGAAUUUGUGAUAAACUCUCCAGAUUUUGAAGCAGCAAAGUUCUGGGUGGGAAAUUUGGGGAAAUCGGCCACUCACGCGUGCCUGUUUGCCCAGCUCUACACACCGGAUGGAAAUUGUCAUGGCCUGCAUUCUUUUGUGGUCCAAGUCAGGGAUCCAAAGACCUUGCUGCCGAUGCCAGGUGUGAUGGUUGGAGACAUUGGAAAAAAACUGGGUCAUAAUGGUUUGGAUAAUGGUUUUGCUAUGUUUCAUAAUGUGAGGAUUCCACGGGAAAACUUACUAAACAGAACUGGAGAUGUUUCGCCGGAUGGUCGCUACAUUUCACCUUUUCAAGACCCCAAUAAGCGGUUUGGGGCGUCUUUAGGGGCUCUGUCAGCAGGCAGGGUGGGCAUUACCCGGAUGGCACUGGUCAAUUUAAAGCUGGCUUUGACUGUUGCUGUCCGUUUCUCUGCCACACGCAGACAGUUUGGGCCCAGAGAGGAUGAAGAGAUUCCAGUGCUGGAAUAUCAGCUACAGCAAUGGCGACUGCUUCCAUACCUGGCAGCAAUGUACGCGCUGGAGAUUUUCACAAAAUCCUUCAUCAUGAACUAUGUGGAAUUUCAGAUUGGUCUUAUGAUGAAGGACAAAAGUGACAGACAGGCUGAACUGGGCAGGGAGAUUCAUGCCAUAUCAUGCGCUAGUAAACCUCUAGGAUCGUGGAUAGCCCAGCGAUCCAUUCAGGAAUGUCGGGAAGCAUGUGGAGGGCACGGAUUCCUUGCAAUGAAUCGCUUGGGAGAGAUGCGCAACGACAACGACCCAAACUGCACAUAUGAGGGUGAUAACAAUGUUCUCCUACAACAGACCAGCAACUACCUGCUCAGCAUGCUUCAGCAAACACAACAAGGUAAAGGAAAGAUUGAAUCCCCUCUUGAGACCGUAAACUUCUUAAAGGACAUGAGCAGCAUUCUGCAAAGCAAGUUCACAGCUGCCUCAGUGGAAGAGUGCAUGAACUCAGCCGUACCUCUUGCGGCAUAUAAGUGGCUGGUGUGUUUUCUGCUGGGUGAGAGCCAGGAGAAGCUGUUGCGUGAGAAAUCCUCUGGACUGGGAGACUUUGAGGCCCGAAACAACAGCCAGGUGUAUUACUGUCGUUCAUUGGCUAUUGCUUACAUUGAACACAUGGUGCUGCAGCGCUUCCAUGACAUGGUUGAAGAUGAACAGACUCCAGCUGGUCUCAGAUCAGUUCUUGGGCGUCUAUGUGCUCUCUACGGCCUGUGGUCCAUCACCAACCACAUGGCCAUACUGUAUCAAGGAGGUUAUUUUUCUGGCCGACAACCGGUCGACUUCAUUCAGACCGCCAUUCUCACUCUGUGUGGGCAGUUAAAGGAUGACGCCGUGGCGUUGGUCGAUGUGGUUGCUCCUCCUGACUUCAUCCUACACUCACCCAUUGGCAAAGCAGAUGGUGAGCUUUACAAAAACCUGUGGUCCGCAGUCAUGCAGGGCAAGAAUGUUCUGGAACGGCCAUCAUGGUGGGCUGAGUUUUGUUCAGACAAACCUGUAGUUGGAUCGCUCCGAGCCAAGCUGUAACCCCUAGCACUGGAGAACCAUUGCAGAUUUUUGUUUGUCUUGGUGCCUGUCAACCUAAUCUAAACUGUAUUAAAAAGAAAUUUGCAUUUCCGUUUUAAAUGUGUAGGGGAGAGCGGGGGCAAAAUUACUUUUUUUAGAAAAACGUCAUUUUUAAAGGUAGUGUUUUAGACAGAGAUAUAUUUUUUUCUAUGGUCAAUAACUCACAAGUGUGGUCUAACAAUACCAAUGACAUUUUUAGAAAAACUUUAGAAAAACUACACAUUGUUAAUUUCGACCCUGCCGCUUGGAUAAAAGUGCAAAGUAGAUUUGUUACACUUGUUUUUAUUAAAUAUACCUGGCUAUGACUUUGGUAAUAUGUAACUGCAAACAUAUUUUGCCCAUAUCUUUGCAAAAAAAUAAUUAAAUUCCAUUUAAAUUUUAGUUUUAUCAAAUGUUUCAAAAGCAACAGUACAGUACAAACUUGAAUUGCUGUUGAGAAUACAACAUUUUUAGAGCAGUAUGAACAAUAUGAAAAUUAAAUUAAAUAUUAAUUCUUAACAUAAUGCAAUGUAUUAGCAGGGGGACAAAAGUUGCAAGUGUCAAUUUGUUCUGAAAGGACCUCCUGACAUUUAAACACAAAUUUACUUUUAUUUUGAAAAACUCAAGAUGUGAUAUUGAUCAGUACCUUAACACAUGAAACCAGAAACACAAAACAGCUUCAGUAAUUUACUUUUCAUGCUCAAAAAAAGCUUUCUGGACCUGCAAAUGUAGUCAGGGCUCUGAGAAAAUCGCUUUGUUUUGCCCCGCAUUAUACUUUCGCCCCGGUUCUCCCCUAAUUCAACAUUAAGUGGGUUAAAUUUAUCAACCACGCAACAAAAUAAAAUUUAUAGCACUUUUCAGUGUGCUCAAUAUAUAAACCCAUAUAUUUGAUUCGACACUAAAUACAUGUGAUUUUGUGUAUAAACAUGAAACAGUUUAAUUAUUGUUGCAAGUCUUCGGAGCGGUUUCCUGGACAAAGAUUAGACUCCUAGACGAAAAUAAAUGUAAGAGCUAUCCAAACUAAAAACAUCUAUAUCUAAAAAUACACCACUGCCCUGUGUUUUGCCUCAAAAUGCAACAGAAGUAAUGUUUUUAGCAAGGCAUGUUUGUUAAAACUAAUUAUAUUUUAUAAUGAAACUAAGAACUAGUCCUGGCUUAAACUAAUCUCUGUCCGGGAAACCACCCCUUCAAAAAUCAGUAACGCAUCUUAGCAGUAUUGCACCUCAUAAUAUAAAUGUUCAUUUGUUAUCGUAAUUGUGGUUUAUUUUUUAUCAUGUUGAUUUUUGCAUUGAAUUAACAAUACUAAAAACAGGGUUCCCACGGGUCCUUGAAAUCCUUGAAAGUUUGUGAAUCUGGGGGAAAUAAUUCAAGGCCCUGGGAAGUUUUUGAAAAUAAUACAUGCAUAGAUACAGGUCAUUGAAUCUAUUUUAUGCAACAAGUUUUCUGGAAAAAAAUCCAUAUUAUUCCCUGUGUAGUGUAGGAUAAUAUCAUAAAAUUUCUAUCAUAAAAUUUCAUCACACGUGCUAAACUGUUCACUUUAAAUGCUUAUAUCUUCUGUAUGCGAAUGUUGAUUCAUACCAAAAUGUUUUUUACAUAGUUGUGUUUGACACAUGAAAACGUCUCGGGUUACGUAUGUAACUGUUGUUACCUAAAAAGGGAACGAGACGCUGUGUCUCCCUUGCCUACUUCCUGUGUCCCUGUAAUUCCGUCUUUGGAAAAUUUCAGAUAGCGAUAUACUUCCUGGCUCCCGCGUCACCCUGUCUUUGUCGUUAAGCCUCACCAUUGGUUGAAUUUGAUAGACACAUUCAGACGCACUUAUCCCUGGAAGUGUCCCCAAAGUGUCACCGCAGUGACGCAGCGCAAGUUCCCUAGAAAGGGAACUGUAACAAUGUAUCUUAAAAGGUAACAUCAUGUAACCUUGCUCUCACUUGAAAUGCGUCCCCACAUUUAGUCCUUGAAUUUCAGGGUUUUUGACCUGGAAAGUCCUUGAAAGGUCCUUGAAUUUGAAGUUAACUAAGGUGUGGGAACCCUUGUAAAAAAUGAAUUAAAAUAUGUAUGAUGUUGCACAAUGACAUUUUGAUGGAGGGUAAAUGAUUUUAAGUGUAAAUCCUUCUGUAUCCUAAUGUUUUUACAAUAAUAACUUUUUAUCCAAAUAAAUUUUAAUCAUUAAAAUA